AUGCCAUCUGACGACACUUCUAGGUGGGGAAAUGUUGCAGUACGCUACGGCGGACCAGUCGCAGAUCUACAGAUCACUCCCCAGGCAUGUGUACGGUGUAAUGUGAAUCGAGUACCCAACAGUGCCACUUCUCAGCCAGUGAUUGUAGUUAACGAGUGGAUCAGCGAGGACCACCUUCUCUGGACUCUAUGUGCCGGCCUCGCAGCAACCGGCCUCGAUCCAGAUUGGACACGCAGCUUUAACGCGUACCACCGCCUCCAUUGGGCUCAUAUCCAGGCGAUGGUACAGAGGGCCCAGGGUAUUAACCGAUUCCUGCUAGAUAUCCGAUCGCCGCCUAUCGUGCUAGCUCAAUUCAUCCACCACGAUGGGUCUAGAGUCCACGACUAUCCCAUCACAGCCACAUCUAUCGGUGAUCGUUCCAGAGGAAAUCUUCUGAAGCUUUUGCACUAUGUGUACCACGGGGGUUUUUCCUCGACUGAUACCUUCACUGUAGCUCUCCAUAGAUCGAGUGUGACCGGCUCGCCCCCGUACGCCGCCCUAGGGUUGCCAGACCCGCAUGCCGCCCCAGUACCGAACCUCCCUCCUUCGGAUAGGCCCUCUUCUGAGUCAGGUUUGCAGGAGCUUCUAGAGGACCCUGAGCGCCUUACCACCCCACCUCCUCCUUACCGCGGUCCCUCUCUUGCUCCUCCUGAUUGGGCCCCAUGA
This is a messenger RNA of Penicillium vulpinum, 705 nucleotides long. RefSeq lists its product as uncharacterized. The transcript has a single exon. NCBI's taxonomy places the organism in Eukaryota, Fungi, Ascomycota, Eurotiomycetes, Eurotiales, Aspergillaceae. The record is from RefSeq and is a predicted model, not a curated record. The coding region runs from base 1 to 705 and encodes 234 amino acids.